Molecule: messenger RNA, 336 nt
Organism: Paramuricea clavata
Lineage: Eukaryota; Metazoa; Cnidaria; Anthozoa; Malacalcyonacea; Plexauridae
Source: the annotation of a GenBank genome assembly
AUGGCGACUAGCUUACUAGAAUUUGCUUCUUUUGACGCCGAGAAUCGGGAAAAUAUCGAAAUUAGAUGGCAACGAUGGUUCAUGCGAUUCGAAAAUCUACUGAUUGCACACGAUAUAAAAGACAAGAAAAGAAAACGAGCGUUAUUAUUAUACUAUAUCGGUGAAAGUACUCUAAAUAUCUUUGAAACACUGCCAGAGACAGGCACAGAAGACGACUAUGAAGAAGCGUGUCAAGCUUUAAAUGAACACUUUAAACCUCGCAAGAAUACAUCGUUUGAAUUAUUCAAGUUUAGGAAAACAAACCAACUUGUUGACGAAACUCUCGAUCAAUACCAU